Molecule: messenger RNA, 2817 nt
Organism: Oldenlandia corymbosa var. corymbosa
Lineage: Eukaryota; Viridiplantae; Streptophyta; Magnoliopsida; Gentianales; Rubiaceae
Source: the annotation of a GenBank genome assembly
UAUCUUUUUUCCCUGGAUAAUAUUUGCUUUAGUUCAUUUUAUUUUAUUUUUUUGCGGGCAUAUAUCUAAUUCCGAAAAGCAGGAUUAGUUAUUUCUUUGAAUCGUUCACCAUAAUCCUGGUUUUGAUUCUAUCUCAUCUUGAUGAGAUGUUUUUGUUCGUGAGCAUAAUAAUGUUAUUGCAUAAUUUCUAAAAAAGUUAUGUAAAUUAACUAGGGUUUUAGGUUAGGUACAGAGGAACUUCGAGCUUCUUCUUAUUCUUGAUUCUUUUGGUUUUGUUUUCCGAGGAAUGGGCGCCUGUUUUUGUCUAACUAAGAUCAAAGUUAGAAUCAUCUUUAUUUUGCAUUAUUGAGAAAUCUGCUGGUGAAUUAGAACUUUAUAUUGGUGCAAAUGUACAUACUGAUGCUUGAUUAUAUGGGUUUCUCUUAGUUCUGAUGUUUUUCUACCUGGUGAAACAGGGGCACCUAAGUCAAGCUUGCCACAACUUUAAACUUUUCGAAACAACUGGUUAUCUGUUUAAUAGACUGUUUAUUAUAGGGACAACGUGUUGUUUCCUAAGAUUUAAAAUUGUCCCAAGCCUGACGCAGGUGCGCCUAAACUUGAACCCCUUAAUUUGUCAUCUGAAAUGAUUAAAAUCAGAUGGGGGACCAAUGUAUUCUGAAUCUAGGGUUAGUGGUUGGGUUUCAGUUGUAUAAUUUCAAGCUUUUAUUCGUUUGCUUUGCUUUGAUUUAUCUGUUUUGAUUUUUUAUUUUUUGGGUAAAUAUAUUGAUGUGCACAGUUGGGGUUACCUGGUUUAUCAUCUCAUUGUUUUCCCUUUUUUAAUCUGAUUUUGGGGCAUAAAUAUUGCUGCCGACUGACUGAAUAACUGAUUAAAGUCAAUAAUGUGGUCACCUGCAUUCAAAAAAUGAAUCUUUAAAGGUAAAUAUUCGGGAACUGGGAACAGCAAAUUUAUGAGCUGCAUUUUGAUUUUAGAGUUUCAGGUCUCUGAGUCUUGAGCAAGGGAAAGAAACUGAGUUAAAGAGACCAGGAUGACUGGAUUACAGGAAAGCACCAGAGGGGAAGGAUAUAAUGAAGAUUCUUUGUGGAAAUUUUGUCCGACACCUGUCUUUGGGAAAUAUUCAGAUGCAGAGAUGGUAGCUCAGUUGAAAACACUAGCCCUUGAUCCUGGAAAAUCAGAAUUCUCAGAGAACAAAAUUUUGCCAUUGUUGAAGCAAACUAUCCGGGUGCGGAAGGCUAUGGUUCUGACAAAUGCAAAUUUUCCUCGGAGAAAGAGAAAACUGCAGCAGUUGUUAAAAGACCUUCCUAGUCCUGGAUCUUGGUUAUCUAACCAACAAAGUGGAUCAAAACUGAGCCGAGGGGCCUCACAUUCUUCUUCUACUUCGUGCUUGUUGAACUCAGGAGAAUCUGUUGAAAGUUUUGGGAGAAAAAUCAUUUGGGACUCACAUAGUUCAAACAAUCAUAUGAUACUUGAAGAUAAUAUUGAGUCUCGUUCUGUGGAUGAAGCUAUUAACCUGAAGUCUUCUUGCAAAGAUGUUAUUACCUUGUUAGAUUCUGACGAGUCUGUUAACUGUUUGAACAACAACAGUCCAGAAGAUGUGACCUCACUGGAGGAGGUGCCUUCACUUAGUGUACAUGGUUCUAGUAUCCCAGUUCACUCCUCCAGAUCUCUAGCGAAGGAUUCGCCCAUCAAGAAACAAUUUUCGCCACAUCGUCAGUCAAUUCGUUCAUUAAACCUUAUUGAUGAUGAUCCUCAAAGAAUGGUCAUCCCUGUAGGGCCUCGUUUCCAAGCUGAUGUUCCUGAAUGGACAGGCCCUCAGAAUGAUUCUGGAAACUCCAAGUGGUUAGGUACUCAAAUUUGGCCCAUUAAAGGAGGAGGUAAGGGAAGUGCGACCAGAGUUAUUGGAGAAGGGAGAUCAGAAUCAUGCUCCUGUUCUUCUCCAGCAUCUAUUGAGUGUGUUCAACGCCACAUUAUUGAGAAAAGGCUGGUUCUGCUGUGUGACCUUGGUAGUGCUUUCUUUCGUAUGAAACUUGAUGAAACAGGGGAACAAAUUGCAAGGUCUUGGACGCCAAAUGAACAAGAUAAGUAUAAUUUACUCGCAAGCAACAAUCGAGUAUCUGAUGGCAAGGAUUUUUUGAAACAUGCUUUAAAGUGUUUUCCCAACAAAUGCCAAAAAGCAAUAAUGAGUUAUUACUUCAAUGUGUAUAUCCUUCGACGCAUGAGCCAACAAACAAGGUUAUCAAAGCAAGUCGACACUGAUGAUGAGGAGGAAGUAAACUUCAGUUGCUCAGAUUCUCGGAGAAAAUCUGAAGGCAAGAAAGCCAGCUGCAUUUCCAAGGAUGUGAAAGCUCGAUUCUUGCGUCGGCCUUAGGAGUCAUCUCAAAGUAAUCACUAUACUGUUAGCUUAGAAUCAUUAGAAGGAUGUAGCUUUGUCUGUAGGCAACGAAAGGAAAUUAGUCCGAGUGUUCUUUAGUCCGGCUAAAAUAGUGUGUGUCGAUUUUUUAACAUUGCAUGUAGCAUCUUUGGCUUCAGACGAGCGGAGCCACUAGCUUUGUACAUUAUACAUCCCUGCAACAUAUAUGUCUCCUGCUUUCUGCCCUCAAGCACAGGUAAACCUAUGGUAAUCUACUCAAUGAUGUGUAUCAUGUAUGUACUUUGUUGAAAUAUAUUCAUUUAAUGUCUUCUGUGCGUACCAGAGGUAUGGCACCAGUUGCUAAGGAUUCUUUCUUUGUUUGCCUUCCUAUUUUCUUUUUAAGUUAUUUGUACUCUUGCCGCCACAAGCACCUCUGUCACUCAUCCUUCCUUCUUAAGGGAGUCUGUUG